Molecule: messenger RNA, 1101 nt
Organism: Vitrella brassicaformis
Lineage: Eukaryota; Vitrellaceae
Source: the annotation of a GenBank genome assembly
CGAACGCACACACCUGUCCAAAUAAAACAAAUCAACCAUAAGACCACAGCAACAUUGACAGCAUCAACACGCCCGUCCACACACAAAUGCACACACAGAAAUACAGAAACGCCCCACACGCACACACAAGCAAGCUUCUAGUCUAUUCUGGUAUGCGUGUCUGUCUGUCUGUCUGUCUGCACAGGCAUCAAUCAACGUAUCGUUGGGAAGAGCGCAAAUCUGAGCAGCCGCCACAUCGGCUGCCGCUCCGUUCUCUGGUGGAAGAGCAUUGAGUACGGGUGAGUCACCAUCUCCAGCAACAUGUCACGGGCAUCAGAUGGCAGACGGGAGAAGCUGAUGGGGCUCUCCUUCUGCUGCUGCUGCUGCUUUGGGGGUGCGGGGAUGGGCGAGGGUGGCGGGAUGGAGAGCACAUUGUCGAAGGACGUGUUGGCGUCCAGAGGGGGGGCGAGUGAGAGAGGCGGGGAGGCGGGCGUGAUGGUUGGCUGGCUCCUCACGAUGGCGUCGAGAGAAGACUGCGCAGCAUGAUAGCUCUCAACACUGUCCCACCUGACACACCACACCACAACACAUGCCAUCCAUCCAUCCAUCCAUCCAUCCAUCCCGGUGUCUGUCUGUCUGUCUGCCCCUCACCUGUCAACGAGCAGGACCUUCAGAUCUCCCUCCUCCUUCCCCCCCCCGCUCCUGUACACCCUUGACGAGUAGAAUCCCUUUUGCCCCAUGUUGAAGAGGUUCCACAGCAGCAGCCGCGUCCCCAGCGUCGCAUAAAGCGACUCGUCCUCGCGCUUGGACACAUCGAACUGGCGCACGAUGGCGAUGUGGUCCGAGGUCAGCCGGGUGGACUUCUCGCGCGUCAUGCUGUAGAUCAGGGCAGCCACGCCCGCACCCAUGGCCAUCUUGGCGACGUCAGAUGGAAUGUGCUGCAUAGCUGGCUGGUAGGUGGAGGGGUGGAUGGGUGAGUGCGUUGGAUCAAGCGUUGGUCAGGAGGGGCCUAUGUGUCGGUCGGCGACAUACACCUGGCGAGUGCUCAUCAGAUCUCUCGCUUGUAUAUCUCUUCCGCACACGUAGAUCUGCCAUCUGAUGCACCUGCUGCUCACACCGUCA